Messenger RNA from Cyprinodon tularosa, 2175 nucleotides. It is a transcript of the gene gpr4, whose product is annotated as G protein-coupled receptor 4. Gene Ontology annotation, cellular component: membrane. The transcript is spliced from 4 exons. Gene Ontology annotation, molecular function: G protein-coupled receptor activity. Lineage: Eukaryota; Metazoa; Chordata; Actinopteri; Cyprinodontiformes; Cyprinodontidae. The record is from RefSeq and is a predicted model, not a curated record. Gene Ontology annotation, biological process: G protein-coupled receptor signaling pathway. The coding region runs from base 719 to 1834 and encodes 371 amino acids.
CGCUCUGCGCUGCGCUCACUGCCGGCUUCCUUCUGCAGCCUCACUCACAUUAUACAGCUUUCCCUCCUCAGACGCCUUAAUUUGGAAGUAAUGCUGAUUUCAAGGAUCUGCAGAAAGUUUCUAUCGUUUACGAAGGAACGGAUGGCAUGUCAUCGUCACAAUGCUGACCGUCUGUAAAGUCAUCCCUGUCUUUUGAUACGACCCUCCCUCUGGAGGUUCAUGUGUCAUCAGGACCUUGAGGCACGACCAAACACACACUGAUGUUCUCCCUCCUACAGCAGAACCUGGCAGACGUCUAAUACCUAAAAGAUUGAUGAGGUCUCAUCUCAGCAAAAGAGUCCUGGCACAGGGUUGAUAAGGCAGCUUUCAUCCGUUUAUAUUUUAUUCCCUGCCCCUUUCUUUCAUUCUUUCUCUUCUAUUUCAUAAAGCGAGGCGAAGGGGGCAGGCCUUCGGGCAUGAGAAAGGAUUAUGACAGGCAGAGGCCACUCUGCGAGAAGGACUGCGCUUUAGAAAAGAGGAAUCAUGAAAUGGCCUGGAUGGGCGUCCUUUGUUUUCUUUGACUGCUCCUUGUUUAAAUGUGGUUUGAGAGCUGAAUGGGAAAGCGAACUUGGUAUGUCGCUGUCGGACCACCUAAGCUGGAAUACAGUGAAACUGCAAAAGGAAUUGGAAGGAGCUGAAAGCAAAUGAACAAACCAACAAGAGAUUUACACACAAGACAAUGUGUAACAUCUCCUUCUGUGAUGUGGACAGUAAGGUGGACCAGUUCUUCCAGCCCACACUCUACAUCAUAGUCAUCAUCCUGGGGCUGCCGACCAACUGCAUGGCCCUGUGGGCUGCAUACAUGCAGGUACGUCAGCGCAACGAGCUUGGAAUCUACCUAAUCAACCUGUCGGUGGCCGACCUCCUCUACAUCAUCACUCUCCCUCUAUGGAUCGACUACUUUCUGCAGCACGAUCACUGGAUUCAUGGACAAGAGAGCUGCAAGCUGUUCGGCUUUAUCUUCUACACAAAUAUUUACGUCAGCAUCGCCUUCCUGUGCUGUAUAUCUCUGGACAGAUACCUGGCGGUGGCAUACCCCCUACGCUUUGUUAAGGUUCGCCGAAUCAAGACAGCUGUUUUCGUCAGUGCCAUUGUCUGGGUCAUUGAGAUUAUAGCCAACUCUGCUCCUCUCUUCCACGAUGAACUCUUCCAGGAUCGCUUCAACCACACCUUCUGCUUUGAAAAGUAUCCAAUGCAGGACUGGGUGGUAGGAAUGAACCUCUACAGAACAUUUUUUGGUUUCCUUACACCAUGGACUGCCAUGUUGGUGGCCUACAGAGGGAUACUAGCAGCAGUGCGAUGCAACGUCUCUACAGAGCGACAGGAGAAAGCCAAAAUCCAGCGACUGGCCUUGAGUUUAAUUCUCAUAGUUUUGCUGUGCUUCGGACCAUACCAUACACUCCUUUUGGUGCGCAGUGUGAUGUUUCUGCGGCAGCCGUGCGACUGUAGCUCAGAGGAGACCCUGUUUGCUGCAUAUCAUGUAUCUCUGGCUCUGACUAGCCUGAACUGUGUAGCUGACCCCAUUUUGUACUGUUUUGUCAAUGAGGGUGCCAGGCACGAUGUUAGUCGUGCUCUCUCAGCUAUUAUGUCCUCAGCAUGCCAGAGGCGCUCCUCAUCUUCACCGUCGCACGCUGACAUACUCAAUGCUGGCUCUGUCACCAUGGAGACACCUCUUUCAACUAAGAAGUCAUCCUGUGUGUAUGUUGAUGGAGGGAAGCCAAGCAGCUACAAGACAGAACUGUUGGCUAUGAAAGAGGAAUGUCUACAGAUGACAAUACUGGCUGUUAAAAAGUGAUUUCUAGGAAAACCUUGACAGGUUUAAGUCAUCCUUCUCUGGAGAGCAGAGUAUCCCCAAUACAUUAGGGGGUAUAUUUUCCUCUGCAAGGCCCUGGGGAGGUCAGAUGUGUUCAGUGGCUGUUGGUUCGUUAAGACCAGGCUUCCACUCAAAUGCCAAAAUUAGAUUUAAGUGAACCUAACAAACAGUAUGCAACACCUGAAACUGCUGCUAUUGGCUGCUAGCCUGUUAGCACAUUCAUAGCAAGUUAAAUCUGACCUGAGAGGGCCGCUAGAUGACAGCUCAUGUUCUAUGUUGAGUGUUUUUUUGUUUUCCUUUUGCAACCAAAUUUGUAAGUUGAG